This is a messenger RNA of Drosophila subpulchrella, 1594 nucleotides long. It is a transcript of the gene Taz, whose product is annotated as tafazzin homolog. The record is from RefSeq and is a predicted model, not a curated record. Bases 269 to 1381 code for a protein of 370 amino acids. The transcript has 5 exons. NCBI's taxonomy places the organism in Eukaryota, Metazoa, Arthropoda, Insecta, Diptera, Drosophilidae. Gene Ontology annotation, biological process: inner mitochondrial membrane organization; cardiolipin acyl-chain remodeling. Gene Ontology annotation, molecular function: 1-acylglycerophosphocholine O-acyltransferase activity. Gene Ontology annotation, cellular component: mitochondrial membrane.
UUUGCCCUGACCUUGAGCCCCUUCGCCGCCCCCACCGAAAUUACGACCCCCUCCAGACAUGCGCCAAGCGGAUCCGGCGCCCCCUGACGGUACGCCCAUGAGUCUGCAGCCGAGGUGAAGAAGUGGCGGUUGGGCGAAGAAGCAAGCAGUGCGCGUCCAAAAUUGCAAAGUGAAUUUAUUCGGCCUACAAAAAUCGGUUAUGUAAAACCCGUAGAGGCCCGCUAACUGCCCACGCAUAUCGUUCUUGUAAAACUAAGAACUCGUUAAAAUGUUGAUGGUUGUGUGUUCCAAUUUGAGGCGUCCCGGGCACGUGGGCGCCGCAUCCGCCAUGCGGAACCUAAACUGGAUGAUCAGCGGGGGAUAUAGACCGCCGAUCCAGGCACUGUCUCGGCAGUACGUCCAAGCUCCGGAGGCGCGUCCAGUGGCCGAGGAGCGGUUUCCGGCCAGUCAGCAGGACCGCAAGGAUAUCGCCACGCAGACCGUGCGGAGUGGCCAGCCCAAGGACCUGUCACCGCCUCCGCCCACGUCGCCCCUCUCGCCGCCCAUGUCCGACCGGAACGCCGAUCCCGCCCUGGAUGUGGGCCCCGGCGUGGAGGUGCCCUACAACAUCGACUGGAUAUUCCCCAGGCUAAGGAACCCCACGAGGUUCUGGUACGUGGCCAGCCAAUUCGUCAUCUCCGCCGUCGGAAUCUUCAGCAAGAUUGUGCUGAUGUUUCUCAACAAACCCCGCGUCUACAACAAGGAACGACUAGUCAAACUGAUUUCCAAGCGACCCCAGGGCGUUCCCCUGCUGACCGUGUCCAACCACUACUCCUGCUUCGACGAUCCCGGCUUGUGGGGCUGUCUUCCCUUGGGAGUCGUUUGCAACACCUACAAAAUCCGGUGGUCGAUGGCCGCCCAUGACAUCUGCUUCACCAACAGGCGGCACUCGCUGUUCUUCAUGUUCGGCAAGUGCAUACCUGUUGUGCGUGGCAUCGGUGUCUACCAGGAGGCGAUCAACCUGUGCAUCGAGAAGGCCGCUCUGGGCCACUGGAUCCACGUGUUUCCCGAGGGCAAGGUGAACAUGGAGAAGGAGGAGCUGCGGCUCAAGUGGGGCGUGGGCAGAAUCAUCUACGAGUCACCCAAGAUCCCCAUCAUUCUGCCCAUGUGGCACGAGGGCAUGGAUGACCUGCUGCCCAAUGUGGAGCCCUAUGUGAUACAGCGGGGCAAGAAGGUUACACUGAAUGUGGGUGAACCACUGGACCUCAACGAUUUUAUUCUGGACCUCAAAAAGCGCCAAGUGCCGGAGCCCACGGCGCGGAAGCUCAUCACAGACAAAAUCCAGGAAGCCUUUCGGGACUUGCGGGCGGAGACCGAGAAAUUGCAUAGAGAACGCAACUAGCAAAUCAUCAUGGAAGAGCCUAGCGGCAGACAUUUGUACUAAUAUUUAUUUGUAUAGUAUUAAGCCUAAAAUGAACCCUCGAAAGCCCUUACAAUCCAUUUAUAAUAAUUAUAUUUUCGUGCAUUAUGGUUAUUUCUUCCCUAUGUAAUUGCUGGAGAGGCACUUCAAGUGAAACAGUGUGCAUUAUUAGUGUAAAUAUACAAUUGAAAUUAA